Molecule: messenger RNA, 2851 nt
Organism: Andrographis paniculata
Lineage: Eukaryota; Viridiplantae; Streptophyta; Magnoliopsida; Lamiales; Acanthaceae
Product: protein NARROW LEAF 1
Exons: 6
Coding region: 1063-2553 (496 amino acids)
Source: RefSeq, a predicted model, not a curated record
ACUUUACACACUACCUCCCCCCUCCGCCAUCAUUUUUACUUGUUUGUCUUCUCUUCAGUCUUCGUCAACUACAACUACAACUUCAAUUACUGUUUGCUUAUCAUGCGUCUCCACACUUACUGUUAUAAUAACAUAUAUAUAAUUUUGAGCGAGUAUCUGAUGGGAAGAUAUCAGUGAACUUGGCAAUAAUGGAAAGGGGGCCCAUUGAAGAAAUUUUACAGAUUCGGUGUGGUUAUUUUGUAUGCACUGCUGACAACAGAACAGUGUAGCGUUCAGAUUCUGUGGAGCAAACAUGUAAUGCGUGGCGCUUGAGAGGCAGGCAGCACAGGGCAGGAGAGGGGAGAGCCCCAUAAUUGACUUAUCAUCAUCAAUGGUCCAAGUCAACGAAUCCCUGCACAAAAGUGGCGGCUUUCCUUCUCUUUCAAUCCAAAAAAUUGAAAUUCUCACAAACUUCUUGCUAAUCAAUCUGUAUGAACGUGUGCCUGUACAAUGAUAAUAUAUGAUGAGGACAAGGACGGUGUAAAAGGUUGCUUUCUGUAGCAAGCAACAUGCUCCUUUUCAUUUCAUCGUUGAGUACCAGUAGCAAGUACCACCGCCACAGUGUCACCAGAGUGUCAGUGUCAGCCGCUACUCACUCACUAGAGGAUAACCCCCCACCCCCACCCCCACCAAGUCCCAAUAUUAAGGGAGUAUCACAGGCGGCUAGUGUUUAAAGCCUACUACUGCUUUUGUUUUGUUCCUCUCUUUGUAAAACAGCAUUCAUUCGUAUACAAUACAAUACAAUAGUACAACGCUUUAGCUGCUAGCUACGCUCUUCAAGCCUCCUUAAUCUCCUCAAAACUUCCGCUCAGGCACACCCAUCACAUUGAGCACCACCCACCCCUUUAUGGUGGUGGCCAUAUCUAUAUCUGAUUUGGGAGGUUGAGUUCUAUAUAAUCAAUUGAUUAUUACCCUGGGAGUUUCCUGUUGGGUGGAAAGUAUGCUUUAGGGUAUUAAAAAACAGGUUAUCUACUGCUUAAAGCCUAAACACCAGGGUUCGUAUUGUUGUAGGGAAGCUGCUACAUGGAUAUCAAUAUGGCUAGAUUAGAGAUAAACACUCAUAACUCUCUUUCCUCUCAAUCUGAAAAAUCAGCACUGAAAUUGGAAAGGAACUACUGUAAUAAUUUCAAUCUGUCGCAGCCAAGGCCACAGUCCAUACAAGCCCUUGCAUCAGGCGGUCAGCUCCCUGACAUCAAUGCCACUUACUUUUCCUGGCCGGCUUGCCGAUUAACUGAUGGUGCAGAAGAUAGGGCUAGUUACUUUGAUAAUAUUCAAAAUGAAGUUUUACCUGAAACUCUUGACCAACAGGCAGCAGAGUUGCAGGCAACAACAUUGCUUCAACUGAUGACCAUCAGAGCAUUUCAUAGCAAAUAUUUAAGGCAGUUUAGUCUUGGCACUGCAAUUGGUUUUCGGAUCAGGAAGGGUUUGUUGACUGAUACACCAGCUAUACUCGUCUUUGUUGCUCAAAAAGUUCGAAGGCAUUGGCUCAGCCCUGCUCAGUGUUUACCUGCUACACUUGAGGGUCCUGGAGGGGUUUGGUGUGACGUUGAUGUUGUAGAGUUUUCUUAUUAUGGAGUUUCUGCAGCCACUCCAAAAGAAAAACUGUAUAAAGAGCUUGUAAAUGGCUUUGGUAGUUGCGAUCCAUGCAUUGGAUCAGGUUCACAGGUUGCGAGCCAAGAAACUUAUGGAACCUUGGGUGCUAUUGUUAGAAGCAGGACAGGAAAUCGGCAGGUUGGUUUCCUUACCAAUCGCCAUGUAGCCAUUGAUCUUGAAUACCCAAGUCAGAAAAUGUUCCAUCCAUUCCCUCCAAGUCUUGGACCAGGUGUAUAUUUAGGUGCUGUGGAAAGGGCAACAACAUUUGUGGCUGACUAUCUGUGGUACAGAAUUUUUGCUGGAAGUAACCCAGAAACGUUUGUUCGUGCUGAUGGUGCCUUCAUUCCUUUUGCGGAAGAUUUGAACAUGGACAAUGUGACAACAACAGUGAAAGGCAUUGGUGAGAUUGGUGAAGUCAAUGCAAUAGAGUUGCAGUCACAUGUUGGUAGUAUAGUUGGACGGGAAGUCAUAAAAGUUGGAAGGAGCUCUGGCUUGACAACUGGGACCAUAAUGGCCUAUUCAUUGGAGUACAAUGAUGAAAAGGGGUUCUGUUUCUUCACUGAUUUUCUUGUUGUUGGAGAGAAUCCUGAGACAUUUGAUCUUGAAGGUGACAGUGGUAGCCUGAUCCUACUGACAAAUCAAAAUGGUGAGAAACCCCGGCCAGUUGGGACUAUUUGGGGUGGGAUUUCCAACCGAGGUCGGUUGAAAUUGAAAGCCAGCCAACCUCCAAAAAAUUGGACCAGUGGUGUGGAUUUGGGGCGUCUUCUCGACAUCCUAGAACUUGAUCUCGUCACAUCCACUAGAAAAGAUCUUCACGUAGAGGGAAUUGCACCAGCAGUUGGAGUGGUCCCUGUCAAUGCCAUGCCCAGCAAGCAAGCAAGCAUACCAAGAAAACUAAAGAGAGGUGCGCAGGCAAUCUGAUUUCUAAUCAUUAUGAAGCUCUCUCUGUUCUCAGUUCUUUCAUCAAGUGAGGAACUACUAUGCAAUCACGCAUACAAGAAGCUCCAGUGAUUGAUAUUUGCAGAGAAGAUUGGAGAAUCCCCACACUAUUCUUUUAAUCCCAAUUAUGUCAUUUUUAUGAUGGGGGACGGGCUAUGGAGGAUCUCUUUUACUUUUAUAGAUUAGUGGCAAGCAUUGUAAGUAGUAGUAGUAGUAGUACAUAAUAACAAUAAUAAUACUGAUUAUUGUAUUUGCACUUGUACAUGUAUAGCACCGAUGG